This is a messenger RNA of Notothenia coriiceps (black rockcod), 2264 nucleotides long. RefSeq names its product sodium bicarbonate transporter-like protein 11. The transcript has 17 exons. Gene Ontology annotation, biological process: monoatomic anion transport; transmembrane transport; monoatomic ion homeostasis. Gene Ontology annotation, molecular function: solute:inorganic anion antiporter activity. NCBI's taxonomy places the organism in Eukaryota, Metazoa, Chordata, Actinopteri, Perciformes, Nototheniidae. The record is from RefSeq and is a predicted model, not a curated record. Gene Ontology annotation, cellular component: plasma membrane; basolateral plasma membrane.
GCAACUCUCACACAGGAAACACAUUUUCCAAUCCCUGCUUUGUAAAGUCAUUUUAACGCCGUUUCCAAAAUAUCCCUGACUUUUGGCUGCACUGCAAGCCUCUCCGGUUUAUGAAGAACCAAAAGGAGGUAGAGGAGAUGUCCGGAGUCACUGUGACUCACUUUUCUGAAGAGGAUCCAUCCAGCGGGAGGUCCAAGAAUGGAUAUGUUUUCCAAGAGAUGGAGCUGAAGGAUGGCGAACAGAAGGAUUGUGAGGAUGAUCUCAAGGACCACAUCUAUGACAGCCAGGUCCAGAUCAGUGCGUCAGAUCCUGACCGUCCUGGCUUUGGGCUUUUGAACACGACAAGAAAAUAUGUGAAGCCGAUGAACUUCCAUGAGGAAGUGCGCGCCCACAGAGACCUGGACAGCUUCCUGGCGCAGGCGAGCAUCCUAUUGGACGAGAAAGCUGCCACUCUGGACGAGGUCCUGAGGCGGAUGUUAACUCACGUGGUGGAGGACGGCCACGGGGACUGCGAUGUGGACGAGGUCAUGAACUUGCUGUUCACGGACACAACAGGGGAAGAAUUGAAUAUUCACCUCCUGUCAGAGACCCUUCAUGGUGUGAUGGCUACUUCCACCGGCAUUCGCUACCAGCAGUCCUGGCUUUGUAUUCUCUCCAAUGUGAGGAGCCUGCAGAGGCGCCAUGUCUGCAUCACCCGCCUGGACAGGCCACAGAACUGGGGAGCGAACUGCCGCGAGGCGCGCUACGUCAUCCUCAUCCUGGCCCCCCCACGGACGAAAAGCACCAAGUCGGCCGUGGAACUCGGUAGAACAUUUGCCACGAUGUUCUCGGACAUUUCCUUCAGACAGAAGCUUCUGGAGGCCAAGACGGAGGAGGAGUUCAAAGAGGAGCUGGUGCACCACAGAGAGCAGCUCUCCAUCGGCUCUGAGAAGACGAUCGUAACGGAAGUGGAGGACUCAGAUCCACGGAAAGGGAAACCACUUGAGUUCAAAGAAUUCCUUAAAUUCGGUAAAGGUGUUUUUGAUGACCUCCGGCGCAGACUCCCUCUCUACCCGUCAGACUUCACAGAUGGAAUAACUGGGAAGGACCGCUGCCUGCUGAAGUACACCACCACUGCCAUCUUCCUCUACAUCGCCAUUCUCCUGCCUGCUAUCGCCUUUGGAUCAUUAAAUGACGAAAGCACAAGAGGAGAGAUAGAUGUUCAGAAGACCAUUGUUGGGCAGAGCAUUGGAGGAGUGAUCUACUCUCUGUUCGCCGGCUCACCUCUCGUCAUUCCACUGACCACUGCACCCCUGGCCAUCUUCAUAAGCGUAAUCAGGGGAAUCUGCGAUGACUAUGACCUUGACUUUAAAGCUUUCUACGCCUGCAUUGGUUUAUGGAACAGCCUGUUCCUCAUCCUCGGAGGCUUAUUCAAUGUCAGCCUUUUUAUGAAACUCUUCAAACGCUCAACAGAAGAAGUCAUUGCAUUGUUUAUCUCAAUUGCUUUUGUUGGGGAUGCAGUGAAAGGCACCGUUAAAAUUUUUAACCACUUCUACCAUGCGCCCACACUGGCGUCCACAAACACCACGUUCGUGCUCCAGCAGAUCACUGAGAUUCUAGAGAAGGCCAACAACCAGACGGGGAAAACGCUGGCGUCUCCGAAUGGGACCGUGUCGCAGAUGGGACACGCAGAAGAGCAUACGUUAGUGUUCCUGCCCGAGUCUCUGGUGCUGACCACCAGAGAGAGACCCGUACUCUGUCUGCUGCUCAUGCUGGGCACUCUGUGGCUGGGAUACGCCCUCUACCUCGUCAAGAGGAGUCCGUAUCUGAAUGGCAGAGUCAGAGAGGUGGUGUCUGACUGCGCUCUGCCUAUCUCUGUGUUAGUGUGCUCCUUUAUUGGCUCCUACCUUUUCCUCGACAUACAGCUUCCUAGGUUCAAUGUCCACGAUGGCCCCAUCUUCAACUUCCCUAAUUUUGAUAAGCUGUCAGGACUGAAUACACUGUGCGCGGUCGGGCUGGGUUUCCUCCUCGCUUUGCUCAUCUUCAUCGACCAGAACAUCGUCAUCUCACUCACACAUGUGCCUGAACACAAGUUGCUAAAAGGCACGGCGUUCCACUGGGACUUGGUGCUGACGGGCUGCAUCAACAUCCUCAUGUCCUGUUUGGGGUUGCCAUGGAUGCACGCUGCCUUCCCACAUUCCUCCCUACACGCCCGUCAGCUGGCCAAAACAGAACAGCACGUAGAGAACGGACACGUCUACACAACGUGAGUAAAGUUAAAAUGA